Molecule: messenger RNA, 1596 nt
Organism: Sardina pilchardus (European sardine)
Lineage: Eukaryota; Metazoa; Chordata; Actinopteri; Clupeiformes; Clupeidae
Product: protein ANKUB1-like
Exons: 6
Coding region: 1-1596 (531 amino acids)
Molecular function (GO): protein binding
Source: RefSeq, a predicted model, not a curated record
AUGUCCAUCUUCAUCUCUUUUGAAGGAUCCUGUGAGCGCUUUCACAUCCCUCACGAAGAGACUGUCAGCAUCAUAAAACAGAUGAUCAAGAACUAUUUCUGCAUGCCACACCUGGACAGCCAGCAGUGGCGCUACAUCCUGGAGCUGAGUUACAGUGGUGCUGUCCUCCAGGACAGCUGGUGUCUGGCUGAUGUGGGCAUCUCCUCGGGCAGCACACUUCACUGUGAGCUUAAGGAAGAGACCAAGGCCAUUGUGCACGUGUUUAACUUCGUGACCAGGGAGACACUGUCUCUCGUGGGCACAGAGAUUCACCUGAGCUCCCCCGUGUCCAGACUGAGGUCUCUGGUGUCUGUGCGGUGCGGUCUGCCGGUCAGUGCCUUCAGACUGACCACUAAAACUGGCACAAAGCUGUACGACUGUAACACGCUAGAAGAUUAUGUCACUGAAGUGGGGUCUACUCUACACCUAAAAGCUUGGGAUGGCUGGGGAGAGUUUCUCAAAGCUUGCUUUCGAGGACACAAACAAACAGUGCAGCGGUACCUUUCAGAGGAAACACCAGUGCUCAGGUUUCAACAGCGGGUGGCGCUGUACAUCGCUGCCUCACAGGGCCAUCUGGAGCUGGCCAGCUGGCUGAUCGGGAGAGGGGAGCACGCGGAGCAAGCGGUGGGCGUCCACCCCUACAGAGAGUGGUGUCAUGAGACUGACCACCUGGAAACCACCAAGAGCCCGGUUCACGUUGCAGCGGAGACUGGCCAGCUCCACAUCCUCAAGCUUUUCGUCAGGAGCAGUGUCCUAACUCUGAGCUGUCGGGACCCCCUGGGCCGAGAUCCAAUCCAGAUAGCCCUAAAGAAUAGGCACAAGAAGUGUGUAGCUCACCUCGUAACCAAGCUGUGGUCAGUGGUGUCUUUUCCUGACUUUGUUAUACCUAUGAAGAUCUACAUUCUCAUUAAAAGUUGGAUAUGGAGGGUACAAAGAAGAGUUACUAAUGAAGGUGUAGGUCAUGGAUGCACAUAUAGAACCAGGGUGGGGGACACAGUUCUAGUGGAUGGCUUCACCCUCCCGAAGUUGUCCUUUAAUGUCAGCAGGGAUAACUCCACAAGGUUGUGGGCCCCAGCGACAUCCUGUGUGCGUCCAGCUCUCACAACAGACAACAGCCCUUCCUGUCCAUCUCAUCCUCCCACCAGCUCGACGUCCCAGAAUGCACCAGCGCGGCUGCCACAGCUGCAUCCUCCUACCGCGAGCCGCAGAGGAGAAAAGAAGCGCAUCAGGAGGAAGGGAGCCGCAAGAAAAGGGUCAAAGGAAAUCCCAGAUCCUGCAAAUAGCAAUCAGAGCGGGAACACGUGGAAGAGCAGGGUCCCACUGCCCCCUGUUUCCAGAGACGUCACCCCUCGGCCCCUGUUCGUCUACACUUCCCCCGACUCGGCGCAGCUUCUCUCUGCACCACUGGAGUCCUUCUCUCAGCACUGUGGGCGCACUACAAGGGAAAAUGCUAUUUAUUGUUUAGCCCUUGCUAGUGAAUUUACAGAAAAGCCGUGGCUUCAGCAGUUGAGGGUGGCUCGCAGCCUGGCCAGGAGAAGCAUGCACAAAGUCUUGUAG